UCUUACGAUAAUCUCACAUAGUCACAGCUUAAAUAAAAAUAUAAAAUUUGAAUGUGUUUGGUGUUUUGUAUGAAAAUCAAUAUUUAAGAUUUGACGCAAUGAUGAAUAAACAGUCUCAGAAUAGCGAAGCUCGUUCAUCCAACUCGGAUACGAAGCCUGAAAAGUCUACAAAUCAGUCGCAAGGAAGUUUCAAGCUCUCGAUUCCGAAAGAAAAAAUGUGCAAAUUUAAAAAUAGAAUUUGCCGCAGACCAUGUGUGAAAUCUUUUGAUUACUGCGAAUUGCAUGUGCAAAUUAUCCCACCUGAAAUGAGUAAUGAAAGCAAAAGUGGCUUUGCGAGGUGUUCGUUUGUAGCUCCGAGAACGGCCACACAGUGCUGGAAUCCAUCUAUUAUGACACCAGGAAAUGGCGACAAGGGCAACUGGCCUCGCCAAUUUUGCAGGCAGCACAGAAUUAAGUUCAUCCUCGCGCAGAAACGAGGCCCUCGUGUGCAACAUCUGAAAUCAAAAGCAAUUGUGGACAAAUACGUCCGGAACAUCAAGCGACUGGCGGGUAAGACUCAAAACAGCGUCGUAAUUGACAGCCCCGACAGCAAAGACGACGAGAAGCCGUUCGGAGGCAUGACGUCAUCGCUUUUUGGAGGCGAGUCGUUGGAUGACUCACUGGUAGAUAUGGAGGAUUCAGACGAGGAGUGUCUCGAUAGUCUGCCUCUGUCUAAGUUCCAGCCGGAUAUAGUGGAGAAUGAUAUUGAUACGCGUGACAUGGGAACACUGGACCCUUUGAGACAUGCAUGUAUAUACACAUCGGAAGAAAUCGGUCGAAUUUUGUGUCUGAAAAUGAAGAGACUGCAACAAUUGUAUAAGCAGCAGUUCAAGUUCCUAGAAUACGAACUCAACUUGACAAACAUAGAAUACGCCAAACAAACUGCGAAACUGUCGAAAGCCCCGGAAACAGCUCAACCGAAACCGCUAAAUGUUCUGAGCAAAGUGACAAACGAAAAUGAAACCCUUGAAUCUGUGGAGUACAGAAAGUCAAUGCGCUUUUUGAAAACCGCAAGAAAGUUCAAAGGACAAGAGGCGCUGUUGAAAAUGAAACAAGACGAAAAGAAGCGUAUAUUUUCGACCAACGAGGAUUUCACAUCGAGUUCUAGUUAUCUUCCAUCACAGGCACAAGCAACGAAAUGUGCGUUUAUCGUCACGUCAAGAAGUAGUCUUAGAUGUGGUAAACGAACAAUACCCAAAAGCAAGUACUGUCUAGAACACAUUGUGAGUGACCGAAACCAAGUUUUGUUCAGCCAGUGUGCAAUAAUUGGAGACGACUCAAAGACGUGCCCGACUGUAUUGAAACCUUAUUUGUUUGAAAGCUCUUGUGAUUUGCACAGAAAACUGAAACCUAUAGUUUUUGAACCAACAGAGACAAACUUUUGAAUUUGAAUUAAUUUAUGUUGUGAAUUAUUUU
Symsagittifera roscoffensis is the source of this 1455-nucleotide messenger RNA. Its product is annotated as KAT8 regulatory NSL complex subunit 2-like. Lineage: Eukaryota; Metazoa; Xenacoelomorpha; Acoela; Convolutidae. Gene Ontology annotation, cellular component: NSL complex. The coding region runs from base 99 to 1424 and encodes 441 amino acids. The record is from RefSeq and is a predicted model, not a curated record. The transcript has 4 exons.